AUGGAUGAUUUAUCGGAUGAUUUCAUUCUCGCAAAGUCAUACUUUGAUUGUGGAGAGCAUCUGAGGUGUGCACAUACACUAGAGUCAUGUCAUGAACCCGAAGAAACCUUUCUAAAGUUGUAUGCCAAGUAUAUCUCUGGGGAAAAGAAAAAGGAAGAAGAGCACCAAGGAAUUCUUACGAUUCAGGAUCAUGCCGGAGAUUCCAGUAGAGGACGGAUGGUAGAAACAAAUUCUCAGCUUGACUCUAUUCUGACUGAGUUAGAAGGGUCUGUUAAUGGUUCUAUCAUGGAUCCUUUCUUGUUGUAUAUUAUGGCAAUUGUCCAUCGUGAACAAAAGAAUAAUAAACUUGCAAUUGAGCGAUUAAUUGAAUCGUUGAAAAGGUUUCCUUAUAAUUGGAGCGCUUGGGAAGAGCUGUUAUGCUGCAUUCCCACAAUUGAUGAGCUAUCAGAUAUAGCCCCACGAUUACCGGCACACUUGAUGACCAAAAUCUUUCUUGUAUAUGCCCAGCAAGAACUUUUUCAACAAGAUCCUCAAGUUGAUGCUUUACUCGAGUCAUUGCGCCUUAUUUUUCCCAACUUUCUAUUUCUCGCUGUCCAGGAAGCCCUAUUCAACUAUCACAGUCUCAACUACAACGAGUCAGAGGAACAGUUUCAGGAAAUAUUAACAAAAGAUCCGUAUCGACUCGAUGGUAUGGAUAUAUAUUCCAACAUCUUGUAUGUCAUGGAACGGGGGCCCAAAUUAGCAUUUCUUGCGCAAUUGGCAAACAAUACAGACAAGUUCCGUCCUGAAACCUGUUGUAUCAUGGGCAACUACUAUAGUUUGAAGUCACAACAUGAAAAAGCAGUUAUUUAUUAUCAACGAGCACUACUUCUAGAUCGAAAUUGUCUUAGCGCUUGGACGUUGAUGGGCCAUGAAUUCAUAGAACUCAAAAACACACACGCUGCGAUUGAAUCUUAUCGACGAGCAGUUGAUGCGAGCAAUAAAGACUAUAGAGCUUGGUAUGGGCUAGGUCAGGCAUACGAAGUUCUCGACAUGCACUACUACUCUUUAUAUUAUUAUCAGCGCGCUGCAGCUCUCAAACCUAUGGAUGUCCGUAUGUGGAUAGCUCUUGGACAUUGUUUUGAUAAACUAGAGCGGUAUGAUGAAGCAAUCAAAGCUUAUAAAAGGGCUCUCCAAGUGUCUCAUAGAGACCCCUCGUUCUUACUUAAUAUCGCAACUCUUUACGAACGGCUAAAUGACGAAGAAAAUGCUGAACAGUUUAUGAGGCUUUGUGUUGCUGAAGAACGUAACGAAGGAAUUAUAGAGCCCAUAUGUCAAGCGCGAAUAUGGUUAGCAAAGCUGGAGAUGCGGAGGAAAAACUGGUCUGCAGCCUAUAGCUAUGCUGAGGGUGUCACACAAGGCGAGGGUGGCGGUCUAACCGGGAUUGAUGAGGCGAGAUCUAUUAUUCGCGAGUUGCGCAAUGUAAUACACACAGGGUAG
Sugiyamaella lignohabitans is the source of this 1479-nucleotide messenger RNA. RefSeq names its product anaphase promoting complex subunit CDC23 (gene CDC23). The coding region runs from base 1 to 1479 and encodes 492 amino acids. Gene Ontology annotation, molecular function: protein binding. The transcript has a single exon. The record is from RefSeq and is a predicted model, not a curated record. Gene Ontology annotation, biological process: cell division. Gene Ontology annotation, cellular component: anaphase-promoting complex. Lineage: Eukaryota; Fungi; Ascomycota; Dipodascomycetes; Dipodascales; Trichomonascaceae.